AUGGGAGGUCAUGACGCACAUCAUGGUCCACCAUACCAAAUACCCAGCCAUGAUAUAUAUAAAGUGGAAGAUGUACCAGAAUUAAAACGUGUUCAAGAAGAAUUAGCUAAGAAAGGAUUGAGGGAUCCUUGGCUGAGAAAUCAAGCGUGGCGCUACAAAAGAAGUGCGUCGCCUUAUAUGCGCGGAUUAAUAUGUUUAACGAGAGGCUGGAGAAUUGCUAUACCAGCAUUCCUCAUAACUAUCGCUGUUGAACAAUAUUUUGGGAUCGAUUACUCAGGACAUGGACAUCAUGGGGACAAACAUGGAAAUGGUCAUCAUUAG
Molecule: messenger RNA, 321 nt
Organism: Trachymyrmex cornetzi
Lineage: Eukaryota; Metazoa; Arthropoda; Insecta; Hymenoptera; Formicidae
Gene: ND-B12
Product: NADH dehydrogenase [ubiquinone] 1 beta subcomplex subunit 3
Exons: 1
Coding region: 1-321 (106 amino acids)
Biological process (GO): electron transport chain; mitochondrial respiratory chain complex I assembly
Cellular component (GO): mitochondrion; respiratory chain complex I
Source: RefSeq, a predicted model, not a curated record